AUGAAUGGAAUAAAUGACAUACUUACUAAUGAAUCUAUUUAUAAUAAAAUAUUAGAAAAAGAAAAGGAUUGCUUUCAAGAAAUAUUACUAAAUGAAAUAUGGGAUAUAUAUGAAAAUAAAUUAAAUGAAAAUGAAUUGAAUAAUUAUGAUACAAAUAAAAAUGUAAUUGAUAUUAAUAAUUUUAUUUUUUCAAAUCCUCAUAAUAAUAUUUUCAAAAAUUAUGAAGAUUUAGAAGAUUACAACAGUACUAAUAGUUUAUUAAAUGAUAAUGAAAUUACAAAAAUAAAUAAUAAAAUUGAAAAUAAUAGUAAUUUUAUUAGUGGUAUUAAGAGUUUAGAUAUUAAAAAUUUUAUGAAUUUUAAUCCACUGUUUAUUAAAAUAUAUCAUGAAAAAAAUAAUAAUGAGAAUAAAAGCAAAUAUAACAUCCAGAAUGAUUCAACUAAUAUAAAAAAAUUUGAAAGUGAUCAUGAAGAAGGAAAACAAAAUGAAAACAAAUCAAAAAGCAAAAUAGAUUCUGAUGAAGAUAAGAAAGGAAGAAGUUAUUUUUUUUCUGAAGAUAGUGAUGAUGCUAUUUAUACUCCCAAAGCUUUGAAAUUAAAAAAAAAAAAAAAAAAUUAUUUAUCAGAUGAAGAUAGUGAUAUUCAAAAGAGUUCAAAAAAAAAAGAUACUUUUUCAAAUGCUUAUGAAGUAUUGGUGAAAAGAAAAAAUGAAAAGAACGAGGAAGCAAUUCAAGCAUUUAAUUAUAUUAAUGAAAAAAAAAGAAAUAGAAAUGUGUUGAAAAAUAAUAAUAAUAAAAAUGGAAUAAAGGAUGAAAAAAAAAAAAGUUCAAAAAAAAAUAAUGAUGAUUCAAAUGAUGGAUAUGAUGAAAUACCAGAAAAAUAUUGGCCUUUAAUUGAUCAAGGAGUGGAAGUAAAUAUAAUAAGAUAUGCAUUAAGUAUGAAAAUGAGUUCUAAUGAACAAGUUAAAGAAUCGGAUAUCAUUGGCUUAUAUGACAUUAAAAAAAUUAUAAAAGAUAAAAUUGUUAAUGCAAUUUUAAGACCUGAUUUAUUUACGGGUUUAAAUAGAGCUGCAAAAGGAAUAUUAUUAUUUGGUCCUCCAGGUACUGGAAAAACUAUGAUAGCAAAAUGGGUUGCAUCUUUUUGUAAAUGUUCUUUUUAUAAUGUCAAUACCUCUUCAUUAUUUAGUAAAUAUAUUGGAGAAACUGAAAAAAUUGUUACAAGUUUAUUUAAAUGUGCAGAAUUAGAUAAUCCUUCUAUUUUAUUUUUCGAUGAAAUUGAUUCUUUGUUAGGUGCAAGGAAAAAAGAUGAAGAUGAUACAACAAUACGAAUUAAAAAUCAAUUAUUACAAAUGAUUGACGGAAUAAAUACUAAAAAAGAUAUUAUUAUUGUUAUCAUUGGUGCAACUAAUAGACCUGAUAUGAUAGAUGAUGCUGCUUUGAGACGUUUCAAUAAAAGAGUAUAUAUUCCCUUACCAGACUUUCAAGCGAGAAAGGAACAGAUUCGUUAUAUUAUCUCAAAACAUACACAUUCUGGAUUUAAAAUGACAGAAAAUGAAUUAGAUACCAUAUCAGUUAAAUUAGAACAUUGGAAUGGUAGUGAUAUUUAUCAUCUUUGUUCAAAAUGUUAUGAAUAUGUAUAUGAUGAUGCAAUUGAACAAUAUAAUGGAAUACAAAAUAUACCUAGUACUUCAAGUUUUCGUGCUAUUAAAUAUGAUGAUUUUAUUAAAGCUAUGACUCAAGUUAAUACAUCUUAUAAAAAUGUUUUUGAUUAUGAUGAAUGGAGUAAAAUGCAUAGUUCAUUGUAG
This is a messenger RNA of Plasmodium gallinaceum, 1803 nucleotides long. Its product is annotated as AAA family ATPase, putative. The coding region runs from base 1 to 1803 and encodes 600 amino acids. The record is from RefSeq and is a predicted model, not a curated record. The transcript has a single exon. Gene Ontology annotation, molecular function: ATP hydrolysis activity; ATP binding. NCBI's taxonomy places the organism in Eukaryota, Apicomplexa, Aconoidasida, Haemosporida, Plasmodiidae.